AUGGAGCUGGAGCUGAAGUGCUCUGACACCGGAGAUUAUAAAACGAUCGACUACCUCCGACCAUCGCGAUCGUUGCAACGUUUCACCCUAAUAAAGCGCCUAUCCAUUCCGCAAGGUGUUCUCAUCAAUUCAACCCCCUACGAAUGUUCCCCUCUCCAUCCGUUCGAGGCGCUGCCGCCGAAUGUAGAGUACCUCAAUGUGGCUGAUCCAACUACCGCUAUGAUACAGUGGAUCUCCGGGGUUCUGGAUGACCGCAGCAAGCUGCGCAGCUUGAAAGGAAUAUCUCUCGACUUCGAUAACGACCCGAAGCAGCGAGUAAAGGACUACAAAGAGGCUGGAGUGCAGAUUUUUGGUCGGCUGCUGGAGGCAGGCAUAUCCGUGCACUUCGAAAACGCGAUCAUGCUGGACGCAAGCAACAUGGAGCCAAUUACGGGUGACCGCAAGGCAUAUUUCGAAGAUCUCCGCAAGAACCAUAUCCCUCAAUUCUUAUUUCGUACUUGGAGCAGCAACAGCGGUGGAGGAUCAGAACACGCAACUAACAGUGUCAAGGAGAUCAUUCCGCACGGCUUCAUGAAGAAAGCCUCUGGAAGCGGAUUCUACGACAAGCCUGAAAGUGAGCUUUACAAAAUGGUGCAAGACCAUUACGACACCGAAUCUGUUUUCACCUCCGAAUUUAGCUCAUGGACGGGGUCACUUCACCUAGCUCUCUGCUAUGCUGGAUCCAUAGAAGAAGAAUACGGUCCCCACGUCGCAAUCAUGGACACACACCAGCUGGAUGGAGACGUCUUGGUCUGGCAUGUUCCGCACCUGUUCAAGCCCGACGGACUUCAUGAGUACUUGGCUCAUGGACCAAUCAGAGGCAUUGGAUACAAGGCCGUAUCGUACAAGACGUUAAUGUCAGCUGGUCUGGCACAGAUAUUUCCCGAGCUAUUGGAGACCGAUCUCGAUGACUGGGGUAUGAGCUUACGAGACCAGAUGUUCAACGGGCCCCCGAUUCCGCUUCCAAAGGACAACAUUGAGAAAUCUGACGAGAUGAAGCAGAUUCAAUCAAUCGCAAACCUUUACGGCCAUCUUUACUUACCAGUAGCGACUAGUCUGAUGUGUCUUCGGCUUCGACCUUGGUUAGGCUCGCGAGCUGAGGGCGAGGUUGCAUUGGACAAAAUCGCAAAUCUGUUUGCAAAUACGAAGCCAGCCAAGGAUAUUUCGAGGGGUAAUUGGCUUUGCGAAGGUGUUGUACUGACCGAGUCUCCCAUGGGUCCGCACAACUUUCCUGACGUCCGACAGUGGAUCAAACUCCUCCGAGCCAUCUCUGAACGCACAGAUUGA
This is a messenger RNA of Alternaria novae-zelandiae, 1326 nucleotides long. RefSeq lists its product as uncharacterized. Bases 1 to 1326 code for a protein of 441 amino acids. Lineage: Eukaryota; Fungi; Ascomycota; Dothideomycetes; Pleosporales; Pleosporaceae. The transcript has 4 exons. The record is from RefSeq and is a predicted model, not a curated record.